Pungitius pungitius (ninespine stickleback) is the source of this 3600-nucleotide messenger RNA. RefSeq names its product baculoviral IAP repeat containing 2 (gene birc2). Gene Ontology annotation, molecular function: cysteine-type endopeptidase inhibitor activity involved in apoptotic process; ubiquitin protein ligase activity. Gene Ontology annotation, biological process: positive regulation of protein ubiquitination; negative regulation of apoptotic process; negative regulation of necroptotic process. Gene Ontology annotation, cellular component: nucleus; cytoplasm. The transcript is spliced from 13 exons. Bases 882 to 2801 code for a protein of 639 amino acids. Lineage: Eukaryota; Metazoa; Chordata; Actinopteri; Perciformes; Gasterosteidae. The record is from RefSeq and is a predicted model, not a curated record.
UUUUCGAUUUUCAUUUAGCGGACAACCGGAAGUAGACAGAGAAGGCGUUACGUCUUUGGCAAAAAAAAAGAGAAGCUGCGUCGAUGCUGGGACUUUCCGGAUCGACUGAAUAGCGAGGUCCUCUGCUGUUAAACUAAAGAGGAACAUCCAUUAUCCUUCCGAAGAAGGAUUACAUUUUUCUUACUGUUUUUUUAGUAUCUGAUUAUGGCUGCUUAGACGCCUACAAAAGGGAUGUCCGAGAUGGGGGGAGGGGAUUGAGAGCACAUAUCCCAUGGUCUGUGUGUGUCCGCGCGCUUGAUUUAUUUUGUUUAUGUUCGUACUAAUGGUCACAAAUCACAUGUUUGAAUGGUUUCAUAAUAUAUUAGUCAUGUCUGAUCUACAUUUUCUAUAUAAUAAAAUGUGUACGGAUCCAGGGUGAUAUAAUAUAAUAAUUGAUGCAUUUUAAUUACGCUUUUUUUUUUUAAAUGCCUGUCCUUUACAGCACAUGCGUUUGGUUGGAUGUAAAACAACUUUGACUCAAACUGAAGAGUUUAUUGAAGAGGUAGUGCUCAAUACUAGAUACAAGUAAAUGGAAUCCAGGUGUACAGAAUAGCCCUCGGUUAUAUGUAGGGCAUGUGGUGGUGAUGAUGGUUGUUGGACGGGUAGUUCAGUUUCUUUUUCACUAAGUUUCGCACUUAGUCAGGCAUGACUUUCUAUUUGACUAACUCUUCUCUGUUUCUGUUUUUUGAGUUAAACCCACUUCUCCCCCUGAUUUAAAUAUGUUGAUGUUGCCGUAUGAGUGAGUCUAUGUGUGAGAAAGUGAGACCGUGGGUUUUCUCAAACCCCUCUCCCUUGAAGGACAUCUCUUUUGCCCUCCAAUUUCUAAAACUUUAAACUCCAAAAUGGAAACUCUUGUUCAACUCAAAAACAACCAGUUUUUGAAGGGUUUGUUUCGCAACGGGUCUCCUGCGGAUCUGCAAUAUGAUAACUCAUCAGAGCUCUUCCGCUUUUCUACCUUCGCUCGAUUUCCUGCUUCGGGAGUCACUGAGCGCAGUCUGGCGAGGGCGGGUUGGUUCUACACUGGCGUGGGCGACCGCGUCCAGUGUUUCAGGUGUAACGUGACGGCAGAGGGCUGGCAGUCCGGCGACUGUCCAACAGAGAAGCACAGACAGCUUUCUCCCACCUGCUCCUUCAUCCAGAGCCUCCCGUCUACUACCAACCUGCUCUCCUCCUCUCACUCCGCCUUCUCCCCACUGCGCAUUGCCCCAGCCGUACCACUUUCUGCUCCAGGCCCAGCGGCUCCUAACCCGGCAGUGAGCCAAGGUGAAGAGCCAGUAGGCUACCUCAACAUGGGCUUCUCCGCUCCACCGCCCUCCAGCCCGCUCAGCUCUCGGGGCGUAGAGGACAUGUCCCACCAGAGACCAACAUGCCACAACCCCAGCAAGCGCAGAGAGCAGGACCGCCUGGACUCUUUCCACCCGUGGACUCUCUCCAUUAUAACUCCAAGUGAGCUCGCCAAGGCCGGCUUCUACUACCUGGGCCAGGGCGACCGCGUGGCCUGCUUCAGCUGCGGUGGACAGUUGAGUAACUGGGAGCCGGGGGACCGAGCCGUAUCGGAGCACCAGAGGCAUUAUCCAAACUGCCGAUUUGUGCGCGGGGAGAGAGCCGACAACGUGGCAACAGCCGUGUCUACGUCCGGGGGAGUGGCUUCUCAGCUGUCCUCAGGAGCCGCAGCCCUCAAUAAUGUGUCUAAUCCCGCCAUGCAGCAGAGCGAUGAGAGGCUGCUCACUUUUGUCAACUGGCCUGCUCGCAUCCCCGUCAGGCCGGACCAGCUGGCUAAAGCUGGCUUCUACUACGUUGGCCGUAACGAUGAUGUCAAGUGUUUCUGCUGCGAUGGAGGCCUACGAUGCUGGGAGUCGGGAGAUGAUCCGUGGGUGGAACACGCAAAAUGGUUCCCACGGUGUGAAUAUCUGAUACAGGAGAAAGGACAAGAGUUUGUUCACCAGAUUCAGGCUCGCUUCCCUCGGUUGUUCGAGCAGCUUUUAGCUAAUGGUGACAGCAGCUCCAGAGAGUUUGUGGAUCCACCUGUGGUUCACCUCGGUCCAGGAGAGGAGCGGUCCGAGGACGCCGUCAUGAUGAACACCCCCGUGAUUAAGUCUGCUUUAGAGAUGGGCUUUGAGCGAGGUCUCGUCAAGCAGACGGUCCAAAGCAAGAUCCUCACCAGCGGUGAGAACUACAGAACGGUCCAGGAGCUGGUUCUUGACCUGCUGAGUGCCGAGGACCAGAAACGGGAGGAGGAGCGAGAGAUGAUGGCGGAGGCGAUGGCAUCAGACGGUUUCACCUUUGUGAAGAGACACCAGGCGACGUUGAUCCAGCGUCUGAAGAGUGUGGAGCCGGUGCUGGAGCAUUUAAGAGAGCAAAACGUUUUGUCUCCCGAUGAGUAUGGCGGUCUGAAGGCCCAGACGUCGGCUCAGCUGCAAAACGCCAAGCUGAUAGAGCUCGUUCUCACCAAGGGGAACGCUGCGGCCGAGGUCUUUCGCAACUGGAUCCAGAAAAACGAUGUGCACCUGCUCAGAGAUCUCAUGGCCCAAUCAAACGAAGCUGCAUCACCAAGCCAAGAUCUCUCAGACCUCCCCAUGGAGGAGCAGCUGCGGCGCCUGCAGGAGGAGCGUACCUGCAAGGUGUGUAUGGAUAAAGAAGUCAACAUUGUCUUCAUCCCAUGUGGACAUCUGGUGGUGUGCAAAGAGUGUGCGCCAUCGCUACGGAAGUGCCCCAUCUGCAGAGGCCUGGUUAAAGGCACGGUCCGAACCUUCCUCUCAUAACCAGGAUCCCUCAUUCUCACAGCAAUGUGAUUGAAUGUAAGCAAUAUGGUACAGGUUUAUACAGCUGACAUACAUUACUGUAAGUGGAAGUAGUCAUAUUUCUGGUAUUACCGCUAUUAUCAUUGUUAUAUUUACUGAUACUAUUAUUAGUUUUCUUUUGUUUCUCCCUCUCCUUCUCUUAGGGAUAUUCAUAAUUAUCAAUACAAUCACCUUUUAUUAAAAAGUUGAGUAAAUGCAAUGGUGUCUUCUGGUCCCUUAAAGGAGUAUAUCUGGUUGACCUUGAUGCUGAACUCACCUCAAAUAUGCUGUGGCCCUUGCCUCUGUGGCAAUUAUACAAUCUUGAUAACUUUGUACUGAUCUUGCAUCUCUCCUUUUAUAACGGGACACUUGCUUAUGUAACUAAAUGAGCAUCCAUAUCUCUGCGCCAUUCAGUUUAAUAACUAAAUUAGCUCAGAUUGUAGAACAUUUGAUUAAUCAAACAGUAUCACUGUUAACGGGUAUGUUUUCAGUAAUGUAUGAAAUCAUGUUCAUUGAGUUGUAUUUUAAAAACAUGUUUCUUUUAAAGUCUGAAGUGAUUUAUAGCUGAAAUGCCAAAGUUAAUUACGUAAAUGACUUAUGCUAAAGAACUGUAACCUGUUACAAAUCCCUGACUUUAUACUGCAUUAUGUACACUGAAGUUUAAGUUCUGCACAAUGAAAAGCCUUUAGUAAACAUAACUCAUGUAUGGAUGAAUUCAUUUUCCAUUAGUACAGGUGCUACAUUACUGUUUAAACUAAAAUGACAAUUACCAGCUACAUUU